CAAAGUACAAAUGCAUGCUAAUAAUAGUAAUCUAGGCUUAAGUGAUAAUAAUAUAGGGCAUAAUUGACCCGACUUCAGUUAAAAUUGAGUUCGUAGUUAACGUUUGAAACGGGCACGGCGACGAUGGGUUCAAAAUUUCAAAAAUGACCAAUGCAGAAUUCAAGCGGGAUGACGAACCCUCCGAGGAACAAAUUUGGUUUCGCGGAUUAGUUGACUGGACUCUAAAACGCCGAAUCCUUGAAUUCCACUAACGGUGUAUAACAAUAUUCUUGACUCUUCAUUAAGCAAAAUACUUACAGAUGAAUCGGCCGAAACCUUGCUGUCGAUUAAAAACGGUGGCUACCCAUUGGCUAAUGAAAUUAAAAAGGAAGCCUUCGACGAUGACCUGAUGGAUCUGGACGAUCAGUCACAUUGGAAUAAUUCUAUGGAUGAUUCAAAUAUGGACCCUGAAGAUUCGGAACCUAUGCCUGAGUUGGGGCCUGCGGCUUUGGGGCUCCAAAGGGUUGGAACGCAGCCGCCACCGAAACCCAAUCCCCCAACACAACCAAUUCAAGUAUUGAAUCGCCGAGGAAUGCCUGCUAGGAUCAGGAAGAAGAAUAAAUUGUUCUACGAUGACAUUCUCGUCAACCAUCCGCAUCAUAGAAUCAAAAAGGAUCCUAAUUUGGAAAUGAAACAUUCUCCCAAAAGAGUACCACGGCCAUCCCCAGCUAAAAAACAGAAUAGACAUGUCAGUGAAUCAAAGAGAAGUACGGGUACGCCGUCGCAACCAUCGACUCCAGUUACUACACCUAUAAAACAGGAAAAGGAGCCAGAAAAACCGGCGCAACCAGCUUCCCCUGACCGAAAAAUCGGACAGAAGAUUGGUAUGAGACUGAGAAACUUGCUAAAAUUACCCAAGGCACAUAAAUGGGUCUGCUACGAAUGGUUCUACAGUAAUAUUGACAAAACGCUUUUUGACGGUGACAACGACUUUAUGAUUUGUUUGAAGGAGUCGUUUCCACAGCUUAAAACACGGAAGUUGACACGAGUGGAAUGGUGUAAAAUACGGAGAAUGAUGGGAAAACCAAGACGGUGCUCGCAAUCGUUUUUUGAAGAGGAAAGACGAGAGUUAGAGCGGAAGCGACAAAAAAUUCGUAUGCUUCAGCAGAGAAAAACGGCCGAUAUAAGUAGCUUUAAGGAUCUGCCUCCUGAAAUUCCUUUACAGCUUGUUAUCGGAACAAAAGUUACAGCAAGACUACGAAAACCACAAGAUGGCCUUUUCACUGGUAGCAUUGACGCAGUCGAUACCAGCAACAACACCUACAGAAUUACCUUUGAAAGAGCGGGUCUUGGAACUCACAGUGUGCCUGAUUUUGAAGUUCUGUCAAACGAACCACCAGAAACCAUUAGUGUUGCUUCUUUCGCGCAAAAGUUUAGACCUCGGAUGGUGCAAUAUGUACCAUCACCUCCCUAUGCGAUGAAAUUAAUGUCGCCCAGAUUAAAUAAUGACCCUUUAAUAUCUAACGCCUCCGUAUCAAUCCCAAAAAAAUCGCAUAUCGGUGGUACGAUGAAUGGCUAUCCCUUAAAACUAUUGGAGUUUAUGGUAAAAGUCGACAAAAUAUUAGCGGCAAAGAAAAUCAAGAUAACGAAACUGAAGGAAAUGAACAGUGAGGCGGAAAAGAGACGAUCUUUCGGUGAGCCUUUGCCAGCUGACUUUGAGAGAAAAUAUGCAGGGAUAGUAGUUGAGCUUGAAAAGAUGAAUGUAGCGCUUCAAGAUUUCUUGAACGACGUUCAAGAAUUAUGUCAAGAAAUGGCUCCGGAACCAAGCGUUGCUGCUAUGCUGGCUCCUUCUCAUUUACGGGAAAAGUGUCAUCAAGAAGCGGCAGAUAUGGUUGCUAGAAAUGAUGUCAUUAACGAUAAGGCACCGGCAAAGAUGAGCGAACUUGUCACAGACCUUACUGCCCUCAUGCUUCAAGUAAAGAGCUUGUCGGAUUCUGACCGAAAUGCAUAUGAACUGAAAGUACUUCAAGGAACCAUGGAACAAAUUAGAUCGAAACUGAGUCCUCAAAAUCAACAGGUGUUUCAAAACUGUGUUGAAAUUCAUAUGCAGCAUAUUCAACUUGGUUUGGGAAAAAUAGGGGCUUUAACGCCAUUCAUGGCUCAAAAACAUGGACCAGUACGACCUGGAACGAACAUUUAUCGGAAUUUCCACGGCAUUCCUGCGGAACAAGCACCCAUUAAGCAACAGUUAGCCACAGGAGGUUCAAUGGCCAAAUCUCUAAGCGUCAGCGAUUUGGCUCUUAUGGGAUUACUUCUUGACGAGAACAUGUCGUGAAAGCUAAAAUAUGUGGACGAAUAUAGGUGCAAUGAAUAUUUAAUAAAAAAUCAAGAGAUGACACACAUUGGACACGUCUGAUUUAAAGAAUUGAUCAAGUAUGAAAAAAUUUUUAUUAAUAGGUAGUUUUGUUACAGCCCGUGUUGUAUGAUGUGAAUCAAUCUUUACUAUCCAAUUGUAUAGAUCCCUUCAUCGUUCAUCAGGCAUACUUAUAUUUCAUACAUUAUGUCUACAUAUUUUUUUUUCGUUUUACAAAAAGACAAAAAGUACGAGGAAUUGCAAUUAGGAAUGGUAAUAAGUUUUGAACCAACGUGGUGUAAAAAAAUUUUACAUCUUAUAUGAAAAAAAUUCUUCUGAUCUUUUUGCAAUAAUCAAUAUUCUCUUGACAUCGUAAAAAAUUUUUUACUCAAGUCACUUAUUUUGAAUUAAAUGUCUACAUAAUGUAUCCAGUAUCUUAUUGUGUACUUUAUAGAGGUGUGAUAUGGAAUGAUAACUGCAAUAUCAAACAUUAUUUCCGGUUGCACAAUUUUGUCAGUCUCACUUUGGUAAAAGUGGGAAAAAAAUUAAUUUUCUUCUUUUCUUUCAUCGAUAUUUCUGCACCACUGCUAACGUUCAAUUACACAGUUAAUACUUGCGUUGAAAAUAAUUAUGUAUUUACUUAAAAUUACAAAUAUAUAUAUCUUACGAUUAAAACAUUCAGUAAUAAUAUUAAAUCGUAAAAGAAAGAAAUUAUGAAAAUAUUGUAGUAGAAGAAUGUUGUGUUGAAUACUUGAGACGAUUGAAAUAUUUAAUUAAUAUUAUAUACGUUCAUACCCUAAUAAUAAAUGGAGAAAAUAAUAUUUUACCGAAAUUAAAAAGUAUGAGGAUGUAUAGAAUAUUUUGAGUUGCAUAUAUUAUAAACGCGCUAUAAAUUGUAUCUAAAAUAAUAGAUGAAACAUAAUUUGAUAUAAUGGAGACUUUCAAAACAAAUUUAUAAAUCCCUGAAUUGCUGCUUGUUGAGGAAAAGGAUACUUAAUGGAAGUCAACUACAUGUAGCGGUAUAAUUUCAGAUGCUUUAUUUAUAUACAGUUAAUUGUUUAACAAGGUGAUUAUCUAACAGUGUACUUUUGUUCGUAUGAAAGUAUCGUGGAAACUCAGUAUAAUUCAUUUUAUUUCCGUAAUAUUUAUUUCAACACAGGU
Molecule: messenger RNA, 3493 nt
Organism: Diprion similis
Lineage: Eukaryota; Metazoa; Arthropoda; Insecta; Hymenoptera; Diprionidae
Product: protein lin-9 homolog
Exons: 8
Coding region: 389-2314 (641 amino acids)
Biological process (GO): regulation of transcription by RNA polymerase II; DNA-templated transcription; regulation of cell cycle
Cellular component (GO): transcription repressor complex; nucleoplasm
Molecular function (GO): DNA binding
Source: RefSeq, a predicted model, not a curated record